AUGUAUGGAAGCAGAAAAAAGGAACUAAUCAAAAGGCAGGUUAAGGCAUUGCCUCCAUUGGGAAAAAGGUUAUGGAAAUUCAACAAGGACUUUGAAGAAGACAUAGAAGCCUGUAGAAAGAACCCAGAGAGUGAGCCAAGUGGAUGUAAAUUAGAAGAAGACGUUGAGAAGAAAACACCAAGUGAACUGGACAAGGAGACUGAUAAGGCAGAAAAGACAACAGAUGGCAUGGCUGCAAAGCAAGUACAGAAGUCAAAAAGAGAGAACAUUGAGGCUUGGUUUGUCAAACUGAAAGGUACAAAGAUCAACCAUGCUGUUGUUGUAGAGAAAACAAAUGAGCUGGUAUCAGAACUCGAAAAAAAAGAAACAGACAGAUUGUUGCUGUCUGAACAGUUGCAGUUAUUGAGACAAAGAGCUGAUCAAGAACAGCUUGGCCCUGCUCUGUCAAUCAAGCUUCUUAUUCACUCUGUUGUUUGCAUAUUUGACUACAAUGUGAAAGUCCAGGCUUGCAUGGAAGCAGAGACAUGGCAAUUAUGCCUUGGUAAAUUUGAAGAACUUCUAAAGGUGUUGAUCAGAAAUCAAGAUGUUCAGCUGAAUUAUGAUAUUCCUGAGAAAUCUGAAAAUAUUGCAGUAAACAAUCACAAGCUCGAGCCACGUCUUGUACAAAUUGUUACAUUAAUUGAAUGUUUAGAAACUUGA
Molecule: messenger RNA, 699 nt
Organism: Corticium candelabrum
Lineage: Eukaryota; Metazoa; Porifera; Homoscleromorpha; Homosclerophorida; Plakinidae
Product: eukaryotic translation initiation factor 3 subunit C-like
Exons: 7
Coding region: 1-699 (232 amino acids)
Biological process (GO): translational initiation
Cellular component (GO): eukaryotic translation initiation factor 3 complex
Molecular function (GO): translation initiation factor binding; RNA binding; translation initiation factor activity
Source: RefSeq, a predicted model, not a curated record